Molecule: messenger RNA, 729 nt
Organism: Ascoidea rubescens DSM 1968
Lineage: Eukaryota; Fungi; Ascomycota; Saccharomycetes; Ascoideales; Ascoideaceae
Exons: 4
Coding region: 1-729 (242 amino acids)
Source: RefSeq, a predicted model, not a curated record
AUGUCUUUUCCAAGUUACAGUGCUUUCGCCGCUAGCAAUGAGUUUUCUACGAUUAUUCUUUUAAUUAUCAACCUAUAUUUUAAUUCUUUUGGUCAACCAACAAGGUCAAACAUCGCUGAACAAGAUGCUGCAAUUUAUUACGCUGCUUCGGUUUCCGACACCUUUUACGCUAAACGGGCUCUCACUCCAUUUACAGCCACUGACAGAAUUAUAUCUACUGAUUCAAAUGAUUUGGCAAGUCAUUCUGCAGAUGAUCCAUCAGAGAAUAGCUCAUAUUCAAAAGCACCUUCUCACAACAUUUGCCCUAUCACUGAUUUGCUCACCGGCUUAACUCCACUUUCCAGUCAAAUUGCUGGUACCGGAGAGUCUUUUGUGGAUGUUAAAGGCAUUGGUACUGCGAUUCAUCUGCAAGGCAGAUUAUUGGAGAAAGAACAAAAUUUUUCCAAGGCGAUCCACGACAAAACUAUCAGAACUGCAACUUUCGCUGAUGAUACAUCAAAAGAUACCUUCAAUAUUAAUGAUGAAUAUAUUGACAGCAGCUCACAUCACCAUUACAAGGAAGGUGUUGAUGACAAUGAAUUGAAUUUAAAAAGAUCUGUUGCAUUCACCGAUGAGACUAAGCAAGAUGCGCAUCCUUUCACUAGCGUUGAAUCCGCCCUACAGACAAAUAAUGGAAUUAGAAGAGUUCGUGAAGGAAUUGUCCAUGAUAUUGCAAAAGUGCUUAAAUAG